AUGUCGGCAGAGGUCCUCACCACGCAGGAUUAUCCCGGUCAGGACAGCCAACAGACGGUAAACUUGUCGGUAUCUGGUAUGUCGACCACACCUACACCGCCGGCCAACGCGGUCGCAGCGGCCAAAGCUAGCCCAGCGAGAGGACGCCCGUCUACUGUCAGUGCCACUUCGCCUGGUGCGGGUGCAUCCUCCUCUUCGAAAAGCACGGCAACCCAGAAGGCCGACAAGGACAAGAAGCAUGCCAGAGAAGCGAGCGCCUCCUACGAGGACCACAAGUCCAAAGACAGAGAUCGAGAGACCCGGCUGCCAGCCUGCGAAGCCUGCAGGAGUCGCAAGGUCAAAUGCGAUGCUCUUCUUCCGGCCUGCACUCCCUGUCAAAAGUCCGGUCGGGAAUGCUUCGGCCGCGACAAGGUUACCAACGUCUCCCGCGGCUUGAUCUACGACUUGCAGCAAAAGGUCAAGGAUCUGGAGAGCAGACUUGCUCUUGCGUCUUCAGUAUCUGCUGCGAGCGGGCGGACUGCAGCAGAUGUGGAUGGGAAUUGUGAUCAUUCCGAUUCGAGUGACAGCCGCUCGUGCAGGCCAUCCACAAAACGUGCAAAGAGAGGUCGUCAAGGGGGGUCCAGUCUCGACGAUGCGACCCAAAGAGUAGACAGCGAUGCAGAGUUCUCGUCCUCCAGUGGCGUCUCUUCUUCUCCGGAUCCGAUAGGGCCUUCUCCUAACGCUUUCGUGCAGCAGACCAGCACCAUUCUCGAAAGCCUGUCGUCUGGUCUCACGGGUUCUACACAUCGCCACGAUCAGCGAAGUCUGCAAAGACCGACGACGCAAUCAUUGGACAGCGACGAGGCCACGGCUCUAGCUGCCCUGUCCCGACGUCACAGUGACCGUGCGAAGUCUCCGCAUCGCCUCAAGCGCAGGUCCUCGUCCAAUGCGUCGAGGUAUAGAGAAGAGGCGAACUCUCACCUUCCAGGCUCAUCAAGACUCAGAGAUGCAGCAGCACCAUAUUUGUUCAAGUCCAGGUCUCGACCUGGGCGGUCAGGCACCAUCUCGGGAUACGAACGGACCUUCUUCGAUCGCCUCAUCGCACGAUACCUCACCUACAUGAACUCAGCCCUCCCCAUCAUCAACGAGGUACGGAUGUGGGAGCUGGCGGCUCUUGUCUACCAAGACGAUGAUCGCUCACGACUAACAGCACUCUCAGAGGCAUCGCACGACCGCAUGCCACCCCCACCUUUGCCAGCAUCCCCAGUCACGGAUCGUGUCACCUUGUCCAAACACAGAUACGUGGUCCUCAUGUCUCUGGCUAUCGCUCUGGCAUCCCUGGGCCGCUCUCACAACUUCAGUCCCGAGCUUCGCCGUCUUGGGCAUCAAUAUUGGGCUGAGGCACAGGCACUCUUUCCUGUGUUCUUCCGGUUCGGCGAUCUCGACAAGCUACGCGCGACCAUACUGCAGCUACAGUAUGCGCUGCUGGUGCCAUCGGCAGGCAGUGUAUGGGAGUUGUCCGGUGCUGCCAUCCGUCUCGUCACCGAGCUCAACUUGCAUGUCGAUCGCGACUACGAUUCUGCAUCCAACGCGCCUUUCACGCGGGAGAGUGUUGAUCUUCGACGUCGUCUUUUCUGGACAACCUACUGUCUCGAUCGAAGCUUGUCAGUAGCACUCGCAAGGCCUCCCGGUCUCUCUGACGCUUGGAUCCAUGUUCAACUGCCGAGUCUGCUUUCCGAUACCGAAUUGCUUCGGUUGGAUCGCGAGUCGAGCGGACUAGCGGAUGACACCGUCGAGGCCGACCCUCACAAGGAAAUCUUCCGAUCCCACAUCCAUCUUCGCCGAGUGCAGUCCGAGAUCCUCUGUCGUCUUCACAGCGUCAAUCCGCGUGACUAUGCACUCGACCACGACGGCGUCAGCCUUUCACAGGGAGCACAGCCGUCGCUUGCGCUUGUCAUGGAAGUCGGUCCGCCUACACCCAAUCUCGAAUGGCAAUCGCGGAUGAUGGACAAGCUCGUCGACUGGAGAUCCGAGUUCGAUCAAAUCCGUCUUGCAUCUCCCAUUGCUGACCGGAAAGUCCUGGGCGAGGGCGUCAGCUCCACCGCUACACCCUUCAUCACGGGUGACUGGAUCGAGCUGAACCACAAUCUUACCGUCUCGCUACUCUUUCGACCGUCACCGAACAAUCCUCGACCCGACUCGCACGGACUUCAACAGGCAUUCACAGCAUCAGGACGUGCGAUGAAGAUGUACAAAAGUAUGCAUCGCAGCGCUAUGAUCAAUUUCCCAUGGCUCGCCACGCACCACCUCUUCAUCUCGGGUCUUACCCACCUCAAUGCAUUGGAGAAGCUCACUCGAACUGGCGUCUCGUGUCCAAGCCCGGUUGUCGAGGUGGUCUUCAACGUGCAAAGCUGCGCUUCUACGCUCGAAGCGCUCACGACAAGAGAUGACGGCUAUGGCACCAAGAUCCGAGACACCUUUGAUGCAGCUGCUUCAGCUGUGCUGCGGUCCGUCCUUGAGCCUGGCUCUGUCCGCCAGUCUUCUUCUUCCACGUCGAUCGACAUGUCGUCCGUGGAGGAUCUGAUGCGUGGAUCGCCAGCAGAUUCGCUCCGUUCUCAUCAGCCACAAAAUGGGCAGAUCGCCUCGCUCGUCGAUGUGAGUGGCAAUCCGAGACGCGCUUCGCAGCAUCGCGAAACCUUCUGGCAAGCCGCACAGCAACAGCAGCCAACGUGGCUCUCGGAUUCGACUUGGAGCUCGCUCAACGCACUGAAUGCUGCUCCUCCUCCCGGGUCCACCAUCUUUGUAGCUGCUCCACCGCGGCCUGUUCGAUUCAGUGCGCCGGGACGCAGUUUGACGCCCACGCUGAGCGAGCGAACCACACAGAACGCAGGAUCUCAGCAUGCACCAGCGACACCAACCAUGCCGACGUUCGCAAACGGUGCUACCUUCUCGCCGAGAAGCUUGGGUAUGCAAACGUCUUACACGGCGAACCUGGCGCCCGCUGCUUCGGCCAUGGCUUUCAGCAAUCUAGGUACGGGCAUUGGGAAUGCUUUCUCCGUCAACGCUACUGCCGACAUCGAUGGCAGCAUCAAGGCGCAGAACAGCGCUAUCUCCAGCAACGCAGCUGCGACGACCCAGGAUCCCUCUUCUUCUACCGACCGCAACGUCGCUUCAACGUUCGGCUUCCACAAUUGGCUUCUCCAACCAUACGAAGGCGGUGCCGACGGGUUGGGGCAAUUCAGCACGACGACGGCCAACAGCGCUUUUGGCCAGGCCGCAGCCAAUGCGAUGCUCUUCGCCAACCCUGCUUCUGCUUCACCCUCAGCAUACGCCGGUGUCGGUGUGGACCCCUUCCAAACCAUCUACGCAACAGAUCCGAUGAGCACACAGCAGACACCGAGCCGGCUGAACGGCACAACGAACUUCGUCGCUGCUCACGCGACAGAGAGACAGCCAGCAGCAGAAACGGACGCUUCGACGCUACUCGACUUUCUCUCGAUGCUUCCUGCCACCAGUCCUUCUUCUGGCGCCAGCGCUUCGAACGGCAAGUCCUCGUCGAUGCAGUCGAAAGCGUGA
This is a messenger RNA of Kalmanozyma brasiliensis GHG001, 3555 nucleotides long. Its product is annotated as Zn(2)-C6 fungal-type DNA-binding domain protein. NCBI's taxonomy places the organism in Eukaryota, Fungi, Basidiomycota, Ustilaginomycetes, Ustilaginales. The record is from RefSeq and is a predicted model, not a curated record. Gene Ontology annotation, biological process: DNA-templated transcription; positive regulation of transcription by RNA polymerase II. Gene Ontology annotation, molecular function: DNA-binding transcription factor activity, RNA polymerase II-specific; zinc ion binding; sequence-specific DNA binding. The transcript has a single exon. The coding region runs from base 1 to 3555 and encodes 1184 amino acids.